Messenger RNA from Blepharisma stoltei, 2667 nucleotides. The record is from the annotation of a GenBank genome assembly. Lineage: Eukaryota; Ciliophora; Heterotrichea; Heterotrichida; Blepharismidae.
AUGAAGGGUAAAAAUGAAACUCACAGCCAUGUGGCAUCUUAUGAAGAAGAAAAGAAGUCACUAAUUAGAAGGGACGCUCAAAGGAACCCUGUCAAGAAAAAAGCUCCUGUCAUUGAUGCUCGUCUAACAAGUCGAGUUUCAAUUGACGCUCCGAAUGCAUUAGUAGUCGAUAAGCCAAAAACUGCCAGAGAUCUUGAAAUAAUCACAAACGCUUUAAACAGGCAUUUCAUUUUCACAAGCCUUACCGAUGAAAACAGAGCUGUUCUCAUCGACCACAUGAAGCAUUUUACUUUAGGUCCAAAUGAGAUAGUUUUCGAACAAGAUCAGCCUGGAAUCAAUUUCUUUAUUAUUGCUUCAGGGAAAUUAGACGUUUAUGUUAACAGCAAAAAAGUAAACUCAUUAGGUACCAAUGAUAGUUUUGGCGAGCUAGCUUUACUCCACGACUCACCAAGAUCUGCAACGAUCAAAACCGCUGAACGUGUCACUAUGUGGGGACUGGACAGAAGAACGUUUAGAAAUGCGGUUGAAAGCGUUAAUGCCCAAAACUAUCAAGAAAACAAGCAGUUCGUCGAAAGUGUGCCUUUAUUUCAUAUUCUGACGACAUCCCAAAAAGACUCACUCGUCAGUUCACUCUCAACGUUAAGGUUUAGAGCUGGAGAAAGGAUUGUGAAUGAAGGCGACCCUGGAGACCUAUUCUUUUUAAUAAAAGAAGGAUUAGUUUCAUGUCUACAAGAAGGCAGAGAAAUUAGGCAAAUGACAAGAGGUGACUAUUUUGGAGAGCAAGCUCUUCUUUAUAACUGUGUAAGAACUGCAAGCAUAGUUGCAGCAGAAGAUACAAAAUGUGUUGCUAUUGGAAGAGAAAAACUAACGAAAGCAUUAGGAAAUCAUCUUCAACAAAUUAUUUAUCAAAAUACCAAAAGAAUUGCUAUUGAUAAAAGCCAAAUACUUAGUAACCUAACUGGAGAGCAGCAAAUAAAGCUUCUCAAUUCGCUAAGAGUCAGGUCAUUUAGAGAUAACGAACUUGUAAUCCCAAGAAGUUUAAACAAAGGAGCGCAAUUGUGGAUUGUUCUUAAUGGGCAGUUGAAAUACAAAAGUGGCAGAAUUGCAGCAGAAGUUUUCCAAAGUUUAGGAGAUAUUGAAAUAACUCAGCCUGAUAGUGGAGCUAUCUACAAUGAAGAUGUAAUUUCUGAAGGAAACUCUGAUGUAGCAGAAAUUACGAGGCAAGAAUUCGAGGAAUGCAUUGGUGGACGAUAUAAUGAAAUCGCUACUGAUAACGAGGCUAUAUCGGUUUUAAAAAGAGUUCAAGUUUUAAGAGGCCUCUCUUCAGAAAGAUUUAUCGCUUUGCACAGAGCUUUGAGAGUUGUCGACUAUGAAGAUGGAGCAGUUAUCGUUGGCCAAAACGACCCUGGAGACUCAUUUUUUAUUAUUAAAUCUGGCAAGGUAGACGUUUUGAAAGAUGGAAUAGGCGUUAGAACUAUAACAAAGCACGAUUAUUUUGGCGAAAGAAGUGUGCUUUUUGGAGACUGUAGAACUGCCACUGUGAUUGCUAAAGGAAGUGUUUCUUGCUGGAUACUGCAUCAGCAAGACUUUUUACAAGCUAUUGAUGAAAACAUUCGCAUACAGCUGAUUAAAAGAAUUGAACUGCAAGACGAUAAUAUCACACUUAAUGAUCUUGCAAUUGUAAAAGUUCUCGGAAAAGGGAUGUUCGGGAAUGUCUUUUUAGUCGUCCAUAAGCAACAAAACCGUCUAUAUGCACUUAAAACAGUAGACCGAAGAAAAAUUGACCGUUAUGAAAUCCAAGAAAAUUUAAUAUUAGAGCGUGCUAUUUUGAACCAGCUUGAUCACUCUUUAAUUGUCAAACUUGUAAGAAGCUUCAAAGACGCUAAAAGAAUUUACUUUUUGAUGGAAUUUGUCAGAGGAAUGGAUCUUUUUGACGUUCUUCGGCAAAUGAAUGAAGUAUCUGACCAGGAAUCUAAAUUUUUCAUAGGCUGUUUAAUCAUUAUUCUUGAGCACUUGCAUGAGCGUGAUAUUAUUUAUAGAGACCUUAAGCCAGAAAAUGUGAUGAUUGAUGAUGAAGGCUAUCCCAAACUUAUCGAUUUUGGAAUUUCAAAAAUUGUCCAUGGGAGAACAUAUACACUUGUCGGCACACCUCAUUAUAUGGCUCCAGAAAUUAUAAUUGGAAAAGGCUACGGACAUUCAGCGGAUUUUUGGAGUGUAGGGAUUAUCCUUUAUGAGUUUCUCUGUGGAGGGGUUCCUUUUGGAGAAGAUCUUGAUGAUCCAUAUGCCAUUUAUGAAAAAGUGCUCGAAAGAAAAUUGGCUUAUCCUUCAUUUGUCAGCAGGAAUAUGCCAGCCAAGCCUAUAAUAGAACAAUUAUUAAGCAAACAGCCUGCAAUGAGAACUGGAGGAAGCAUUGAUAAUUUGAAAAAUCAUCCUUGGUUCCAAGGCUUCAAUUGGGUAAGAAUUAUUUAGGAACAUCUACUAACAAGAGAAAUUCGUCCACCAUAUGUCCCAAGAGUAAACGACCUUUCCAGAGACAUCCAAAGCGCUCUUAAACAAAAUAGGUCAAUAGAUGAUAUAAUAACUAGAGAAGAAAACGCAGAAGAAAUCCCGCCAGGAAAAAGCAGACGUCCAAGACACUGUCCAGAAAACUGGGAUCAGGACUUUUAA